UAUACAGUGGUAUAGUAGCAUUUUCUGUGUUGUUUUGUAUGCUUUUCCUACUAAUUCCUAGAUGACUAACAUCCUAGUGACUGGCAGGGGUCUGUGCACAGGCAGCUGCCUGGGUUAACCAACCUGACACAGCCAGCAUCACCAAAUCAGCCUUGCAGCACUGAAACCCUUCUGCAGGUCUGGAACAUACUUCAGAGUGAAGUAUGAGUAAUUCUGAGUUUAACAGGACUUUCUUAUCUAGAGCAUGAAAGAAAGUCUAUGUGAUGUGUCAGGAGCAGAGGUAAAGGGGAGAAGUCUGCAUGUCUUUCUUUGGCAUUUGUUUUCUCCUGGAAGCACUUCUUCCAUGAACAUCUUUGGUCUCUGGGACAAAGGAUAUUUGGUGAGAGGCAAGGAGAGCAGGCAGACCUCUGCCACUGAAACACUACUGUCACUGAAGCUGUGAUUUUUUUUGUAUCCAGGAUAGUGAAUCAUACAGUUUUACCAUCCAUCUGUUGAAGGUGUUUUGUAGGCUUUUCAUGAGGAGCAGGACUGAGAUUUUCAUACCUGUGCAAGAGAUCUUCUCCUCCAGUAACUCAGGCUCUGCUUGAUAUGUGCCUGCCUGGGAGCACCGAGCUGUUAUUGCCAGAGAUGUCUGGAAGAGACAUGGCCAAACCCCUCCUGGGCCAUCAGACCACGGAAGGUGAACCCAGCACCACACCUGCGGCCGGCCGCACCAUUGGGGUGCUGGGGAGUGGGGACUUUGCGCGGUCAUUGGCCAUCCGCCUGUUGUGCUCUGGGUUCAAGGUGGUGGUUGGCAGCCGCAACCCAAGGCGAAAAGCUGGCCUCUUCCCUUCCGCAGCAGAAGUUACCUUGCAGGCUGAGGCGGUGAAGAAGACGGAUGUCAUUUUUGUGGCAGUUUUCAGGGAACAUUACUCCACCCUCUGUGACCUGGCUGAUGUGCUGGUGGGCAAGAUCCUGGUGGACGUUAGCAACAACACUGAGAUCAACCAUCGCAAAGAAUCCAAUGCCGAGUACUUGGCUUCCCUGUUCCCAGCCUGCACUGUGGUCAAGGGAUUUAAUGUGGUUUCUGCAUGGACACUGCAGUCAGGUGCCAGGGAUGGAAAUAAGCAGGUUCUAAUUUGCUCAAAUAACCAAGAAGCCAAGCGCACCGUAGCAGAAAUUGCUCAAGUCAUGGGAUUCACCCCUGUAGAUAUGGGCUGCAUGUCAUCAGCCUCUGAGAUCGAGAACAUUCCACUGCGCCUCUUGCCAGCCUGGAAAAUCCCCAUCUUUUUGGCUCUGGGGCUUUUUAUUUGCUUCUUCACUUACAACCUGAUCCGGCAGGUCAUCCACCCUUACAUCAGGGAGCAGAAGAACAAGUUAUACAAGAUCCCCAUCGAGGUGGUCAACACAACACUGCCUUGUGUGGCCUACGUCAUGCUGUCUCUUGUCUACCUGCCUGGGGUGCUGGCAGCCUGCUCACAGCUCUAUUAUGGUACCAAAUACAGGCGCUUUCCAGAUUGGCUCGACCAGUGGCUCCAGCACCGAAAGCAAAUUGGUCUCCUCAGCUUCUUCUGUGCAGCUUUGCAUGCUGUGUACAGCUUCUGUCUGCCCAUGCGCCGCUCCCACCGCUACCAGUUAAUUGAGACAGCCGUCAAGCAGGCUGUGGAGAAGAAGAUGAAUAUCUGGGUAGAGGAGGAAGUCUGGAGGAUGGAGAUUUAUAUCUCUGUUGGAAUAAUUGCCCUGGGCUUGCUGUCGUUGCUUGCCAUCACUUCACUUCCAUCCAUCGCGAACUCUCUUAACUGGAGAGAAUUCAGUUUCAUUCAGUCCACCCUUGGAUUUAUUGCCUUGGUAAUCAGCACUCUGCACACACUCACAUACGGAUGGUCGAGGGCCUUCGAUGAGAACCAGUACAAAUUCUACCUGCCUCCAACCUACACGCUCACGCUGCUUGUCCCAUGUACUGUGAUUCUAGCAAAAGUCAUCUUCAAUUUGCCCUGCAUCCAGCAAAGACUUCAGCGAAUCAGGAGGGGCUGGGAGAAGGGGAGAUACGUGAAGUUUGUUCUGCCCAGCGCAACAGGGGAAUAUUCAAGUGGGGAGACCUCUAGCAAUGUCUAACGGAGCCCUGGCUAUGACAGAGGAUUACAAAGCACUAUCAACAUUUCUAUAAAGAUGUUUCUUUUUUUU
Molecule: messenger RNA, 2163 nt
Organism: Pezoporus flaviventris
Lineage: Eukaryota; Metazoa; Chordata; Aves; Psittaciformes; Psittacidae
Gene: STEAP3
Product: STEAP3 metalloreductase
Exons: 5
Coding region: 589-2094 (501 amino acids)
Biological process (GO): copper ion import
Cellular component (GO): plasma membrane; endosome
Molecular function (GO): cupric reductase (NADH) activity; ferric-chelate reductase (NADPH) activity
Source: RefSeq, a predicted model, not a curated record